CGUAAUUGCUGUCACUCUGGUGCUCCACCGUGCAGAUCUGCAAGAGGUACACAAGCAAGCCUGGGCGCGCACGGCCUCUCGGCCGCAGUCCAACUUCUCCAGCCCGGGCGCGCACUCCCGUCCGGCGCGCGCUCCCGCUCACCUCGUCGCCGUCGCCCCCCACACCGCUUUCCUUUCAUUCUCCCGCUCCUAGGCCGAAGUGUGGAAGUUGCAUCCCGGACAGCCCCGGCUGCGCUGCUGAAAAGCUACCAGCCAGAGCUCGCCAGAGCCUCCCGCUGCGUUCCCCGUUAGAGACCGCCCGGGACCCGGUGCUGACAUUCACGGCGACCCGCUUCUCCGCUGCCCUAGUUGUGGCUCCUCUGCACCCCCAAGGUCUGGGGUCGUGGUGUGUUGUCCGCGCACCGGGGGUCUGCACGCCUGGGGCCUGGACUCCCUUCAGAGACUCACACUGAGUGGUGGGCCCUGUGAAGGGCAAAGGAUGGCGGUCAUUGACUUCACUCCUGCUCUUUUCAUUUUUGUUACAUGGUGAGAGAAUCGUAGGAAACAACUGUCCCUCUCUGUGGGAAGUAACUGCCAUGACUUACCAAGACAAGGAGUAAUCCCCGGUGAUCACAAGAUGAUUCAGGAUGGAUCCUGAAGCUGCCCGGCUGGAGAAACAGCAUGUGCAUGACGUGUACCAGAGCACCGCCCCCUACUUCAGCGACCUGCAAAGCAAAGCCUGGCCACGUGUCCGCCAAUUCCUGCAGGACCAGAAGCCAGGCAGCCUCAUCGCUGACAUUGGUUGUGGAACUGGAAAGUACCUUAAAGUGAAUAGCCGAGUACAUACCCUGGGCUGUGACUACUGUGGGCCUCUGGUAGAGAUUGCCCGGAAUAGAGGGUGUGAAGUCAUGGUAUGUGACAACCUUAACCUCCCCUUUAGGGACCAGGGCUUCGAUGCUAUCAUCUCCAUAGGAGUCAUACAUCAUUUUUCUACAAAACAAAGAAGAAUUAGAGCAAUAAAGGAAAUGGCCAGGAUCUUGGCUCCCGGAGGCCAGCUGAUGAUUUACGUUUGGGCAAUGGAACAGAAGAGCCGACGCUUCGAGAAGCAGGACGUGCUGGUGCCGUGGAACAAGGCACUCUGCUCUCGGCUGCUUUCAGAAUCCCACCAGUCCUGGGGGCAUCAGUGUGAGCAUGCCACGAACCAAGGCUACCAGGGCCCUGGCUCCGCGUGCGGCUGCGCAGUGUGUUCUAAGGGCAGAUGCGAUUCCAAGCGGUCUCACAGCAUAGACUGUGGGCCUGCGGCGGCUGGGACAUGCUGUGAAGCUAUCGCGAAGGAAGGCAGGGAAGAGAACGGACUGUAUAACAAUUUUGGAAAAUCUUUUCGCUCCUGGUUUUUCUCCAGGUCUUUGGAUGAGUCAACCCUAAGGAAGCAAAUUGAAAGAGUCAGGCCAGUGAAAACCCCAGAGAGUUGGGGCAAUAGAGCCGUGUCCCGCCAGCCUUCCAGACACCCCAGUUUAGAACCUCAUCCUCAGGAGCCGUUUUCAAUUAAAGGCACGGACUUAGAUGAGGUGUUUGCGGACACAUCUUCACAAAGACACUUGGGCUGGGUGCGGGCACCAGGCACGUCAGAGAACGUAAGCAGACACAAGGGGGGAGGGGACAGGGGGAAGCAGGAGGCCGAUUUUCUGGACGUGACUGAUACCAGGGAUGGCGUGGCUGAAGGUAACGUCAGUGAUCCUUCUGCCAGAAAAAUAUUAAGGAGGGUUUCUGCAUUUGACUCUAUGGAUUCCAACCCAGAAGACUUAAACUUUGAAGAGGAGCAGCGAGACGCCCCAGAUUCCAGAGACUUCAUGCGCUACUACCACGUGUUCCGGGAAGGCGAGCUGUCCAGCCUGCUGCAGGAGAGUGUGGCGGAGCUGCAGGUUCUGAGCUCCGGCAACGACCAUGGCAACUGGUGCAUCAUCGCGGAGAAAAAGAGGAGCUGGGAUUGA
Messenger RNA from Acomys russatus (golden spiny mouse), 1970 nucleotides. It is a transcript of the gene Trmt9b, whose product is annotated as tRNA methyltransferase 9B (putative). Gene Ontology annotation, biological process: tRNA wobble uridine modification. Gene Ontology annotation, cellular component: cytoplasm; nucleus. NCBI's taxonomy places the organism in Eukaryota, Metazoa, Chordata, Mammalia, Rodentia, Muridae. The coding region runs from base 627 to 1970 and encodes 447 amino acids. Gene Ontology annotation, molecular function: S-adenosylmethionine-dependent methyltransferase activity; tRNA binding. The transcript is spliced from 5 exons. The record is from RefSeq and is a predicted model, not a curated record.